GAUCAAUAAUUUCUUCAUAUUUUCCACAACUAAUCAAAGCGUAAAGACCACACCUUUUCACUAUUCCUCACCGGCGACCAUCUCCUUCUUUCGGUCUCUUUUCUUCUUCAUUCUCACCCAAUUGGAACGAUUUACCUUAUCCCGAUCUCGCUGCUCUAUUGAAGCUCAGUUUUCCGACAUCAAUCCCAGAUGCAGUGGUGUGCAUCAAUCUUCAACCAGGAUCUCUAGACAUUUCAUUUUGAGCACAACCCUGCAAAACAUUUAGUACGGAUCAACUUCAAAAUGGCAUCCAAACCUCAUUAUGAUGCAGACACCAGUGACAUUACCACCACCCCAGUAAGCAUAGUUAAGAAUGCUUUUAUAUGUGUAAUAGCUUCUCUUAUGUAUAUGAUUUUUCCUUUUAUUUUCUUUAUACAGGAAGCUGAUGGUGUUAAGUACGCUUUGGGACCAAAAGCAUUCAACAUAGUCUGGGGAAAUGACCAGGGCUUUUGGCGAAUUUCAACCCAAUCAGGGUAAGAAAAGUUUCUCUCCUGAAUAUCAAAUGCUCACGACACCACUAGAGGGCAGAGAAUCAGCAAAGGUUUAUGCAAGGAAAAGAAUAGGGAUCCAACAGAGCUGGUUCAAGUGUGUUGGCUAGAAGUAACAGGUUCAGUAUCAGUUGAGAAGGGCAAGAGGUAUCAGAUAAGUUUCAAGCUGAGCAUGAAAUCGGAUGCCUUCGGGUGGGCCAACAGCCCUGUUUUUUUGAUGGCUAAGGUAGGCAAGAGAGGCAAGUACAUAUGGAAAAGGCUUUCGCAACUGGAGCAGUGUCCUAGGGAGCCCAUGGAUGUUCCAGAUCCAAACAGUAAUAAUAGCUUUCGAAUUGACGUCCCAGCAGAUGCCAGUGACCCAAGGCUCUACUACGGACUGUACGAAGUCUGGAGUGGCAAAUGGAAGGGAGGUCUGCGAAUCCAUGGUGCAACUGUCAAAGAAAUUCAGGCUGCUGCGACGCGAUAAUUGAACUCAUAGGUUCCUAGUUUAACUAAGUUGUGUGUUCGUAUGUUGUCUGUUUUAUUUUUUUUAUUUUUUUUCCUUUUUAUGGCAUUUGUGUCUGUUCACACGUACUCAGACUCUUGAAAUAUGACAGAGAUGGUCUAUAUGAUAUUUGUAAUAUAAAAAUCGUAAUAGUUA
Molecule: messenger RNA, 1167 nt
Organism: Rubroshorea leprosula
Lineage: Eukaryota; Viridiplantae; Streptophyta; Magnoliopsida; Malvales; Dipterocarpaceae
Source: the annotation of a GenBank genome assembly